AUGCAUAUUGCAGAUCUGGUGACCAUUCCGGAGGUUCUGAGUCUAGAGGAAGAUAGGUUUGACCAGGGCCUCACAGCUGCUGAAAUAGACGCCCUUCUUGCUGUCCCUGUCAAAGAUACUGACUUCUGGAAGCUUGACAGUUCUGUGGAAAUUGUACCAGGCACUCCACCAUCAGCAGAUCCAAAGCGCACUAAACCUACAAGAAAACGCAAGCACAAGGAUGAAAUAAGGGAUGAUAUGGUUGGCAGUCAGGGGGUGGGGGAGGGACCCCAAGUGUCCAGCAUUGAGGACAUUACCAUGAAGGAGGUGCCCUCCUUUGUAACAGACCCUCUUCUCUCCCCACAAAGACAGAUACCAGAAGAGCAGGACCUGCCCAUGAUGACAGGUGAAGACCUUGCCCAGCUGUUGGGUGUCCCGGAGGAGCCCCUCCCCCCAGGGCCAGACCAGAUGCCCACGAGCACCCCUGCACAUGGCGGUCCUCAUCCCAGGACUAACAUUGAGAGCCCGAUUCUGUCACAGACUUUAGCCAACCUUACCCCAGAGCGUGUUAUAGUUCCUGGAAUUCCUGAGGUCCCGGAGAUGAGAAAUGCUCCUCCUUCACCUGGUGUCACACAGUUAGGCAGCCCGCAACAAAAUCAAGUCAGGCCGCGUGAAUCAUUACAGCUAGAACUAGCUCCUGUCACCCCUAGUCCAGGCAGUAAAAGACGCCGCAAACAGCUUACAUUUGCCGAUACAGAGACACAAAUCUCCCGAGCCAAGAUGAGAGAAAACAUGGAAACCACCUCUAACAUUAUAGAACCAUUCGUGUUGAAGGAUUUCAAAGGAACAGAUGCAAAUGAGCUGCUGGCCAAAUCUGCAGAUAAAGCCCUUCACAAAGAGCCAUGGCUGUCAAUGUGGAAAAAGAUGGCUGUGUUUCGACGCAACAUCCCGGAGAAUCUGUUGUCUCAUGCUGUGACCCCCCCACAUGAGAUCCCCGAAAUCCAACUUGAGAUUGAACAAAUGCAGCAGGCAGGGAUACCCCAGGAAACACUACAGCCGCCUGAGCAGCACUCCCUGGUUGAAGGCUUGUCACUUGUUGAUGAGAACAGUCGACUGUUGAGAGUGGAUGAGACAAGCUUACUGCAGGCGCAGCUAUCUCCAGUCAUGGCCCCACCUCCACAUGAGCCAAAACGUGGCAGGAAACGAUCAAGUGUUGACAAGUCCAUUGAGGAAAUGAGAAAGAUCGCAUCAUUGUCCGAGUCUGGGGCGAGGAUAGGAGACAUUUCCCUGACAGACAUGGAAAAGUCCACACAGGAAGGAGAGCGGACAAGGACCUCCACAAAGCGUAGGACACUCUCCACUUCCCAGCCGAUUUUUGAGGAUGUUCCCACCCAAACCCCCUCUGUCAGUUCUUUCCACACAUCUUCGACGGGCAGUCGGGUGCUGUUUGAUGUCGUUGAAGAGCCACUGUUUCCUUUCAUUGCGGUGCCCAUACGGGAGGAGGUUGCAGAUACGGGCUUCCUGAUGGACAUGAUCAGCUCCAUAGAGCAACAACUUGGUGUGGAGCAAGAGGACUACACAACGUUUGCUGACAUCUGUCCGCCAGAAGAGGUGGACAGGAAAACUGCAGCCACCAAAUUCCAUGGCCUCCUUGAGUUGUGUGCCCGUAGACGAAUCAAAGCCACUCAGGAUGAGAGCUAUGGGGAAAUCCAAAUACGCCUUGCAGAAUAGAAAGCAAACAUAUAAACAAGCUGCAAUAUGGGGCUAUUCAAACAGCUUUGCAGGAGAGACAGUCAAAAUACGCCUUACAGAAUAAAAAGUCAAAAUAGCCUUGCAGAAGAGAGAAAAAAUACUCCUUGUAGAAUUGAAUGUCAGAAAACGCCUUUUAGAGUUGACACAUUCCAUAUAUGAUUCUGACCAUCAGCUGAUAUAUUAGACAUAGCCCCUUUAUCUUCACAAGAUGUUUUAGAUUAUACUUUUUAUAUUUGAUAAUUAUUUCUCAUGUAUAAAUGUCUUAUUCUUGAAGUAUUCUUUUAUUUUAUUAUAUAAUAUUUUUAAUGAGCACCAAUAAGCAAUGUUGACAUGGUUAUACAUGUGUCAUUUAAUUUAAACAGAGAGGAGUUCAUAUAUAUUUGUUCAUUUACUGAAGUAACAGUCAGAUUCUGUACCUGUACCCGGCAAGUAAGUGCCUUGCUGAAGAAUUGUGUGUUAAACAGUUCAUUAACAGAAACUAGAUGUAACUAUAUUUUUAACAUUGUUUUUAUUGUUUGCUGUUUUAAAUGUUUGAAUGUUAAGUUUGUUGAUUUACUCUUGUUAGUUUGUUAUUUAGGCCACAAUCAUCAAAUCUGUUGUUUGGCAUUCCCCCGAGCCACAUUUAGGUGGAAGCUAGGUUGGCGUGGGUUUUUUUUUACAUCCAAAACCCUUUAAAUCUGUAUUAAAGAAAAAAAGAAGAGAAAAUAACCUCUGCUAAUAAAAAUAAUUGUGUAGGGAAACGCCAAACUAUAUAGUUGUUGAUU
Mya arenaria is the source of this 2495-nucleotide messenger RNA. RefSeq lists its product as uncharacterized. The transcript has 15 exons. The record is from RefSeq and is a predicted model, not a curated record. NCBI's taxonomy places the organism in Eukaryota, Metazoa, Mollusca, Bivalvia, Myida, Myidae. The coding region runs from base 1 to 1710 and encodes 569 amino acids.